Phycodurus eques (leafy seadragon) is the source of this 3152-nucleotide messenger RNA. Its product is annotated as Golgi integral membrane protein 4-like. Lineage: Eukaryota; Metazoa; Chordata; Actinopteri; Syngnathiformes; Syngnathidae. The transcript is spliced from 16 exons. The coding region runs from base 397 to 2421 and encodes 674 amino acids. Gene Ontology annotation, cellular component: Golgi membrane; Golgi apparatus. The record is from RefSeq and is a predicted model, not a curated record.
GGAUGGCAGGCAUCUACCGGGUUGACACGUAACUGAAGUUAAAGGUGCCAUGCAGGCCUUGUUGGAGAUAUCGGACUUGACUUUUUUCGUAAAACUACUAUAGGUAUCGUCGGAGUAAAAAAAAGAGGAAGGGGCGAGUUUAGUUUGUAUCGCUACAUCUCGGCAAAUUGCCCCACAGUAGUCAAAGUGGAAAUCUGAGCGACCACAAAUUUGGAGUGAAGCGAAGAAGAACGCCGCGAGUGUUACCGUGCCGAAAGUAAUGUUUGCGUCAACUAGUCUCGUCUGCGUGAAAAUGUCUCUGGAGUGAGGGGUGACGUUGCGAGUUGAGUCGGGAAGUUUCUAGCGGCAGAGACGGAGCUUACUCGCUCGGGCGGUGGGGAGGGGCGCGGGUCCAACAUGGGAAACGGUGUGUGCUCGCGGAGGCAACGGAGGAUUUUCCAGUGUCUGCUACUCGUCACAGUGGUCUGCGGAAUGAUGUACGGCGGCAUGGUGUCGUACGAGACGCAUAAGGACCUGAAGAGGACACAAACAAUGGCGCUGAAAUACCAGCAACACCAAGAGUCUCUGUCGGCUCAGCUCCAAGUGGUGUAUGAGCAUCGCUCAAGACUGGAGAAGUCUCUUCAGAAGGAGAGGUUAGAGCACAAAAAGGCCAAAGAAGAUUACCUGGUGUUUAAACUUGAGUCACAGCAGUCACUGAACAAGGAGAAGCAAGAUUCCGGCAGCAAACUGAGCUCGCUGCACGUGCAACAUCAGAUGCUCAAGAACCAGCAUGACGACCUGAAGAAGCAGUAUUAUGAUCUGCAGGAGCAGCAUCAAAUGCAGGGAAAUGAUCACAGUCGACUGCUAGAUGAGCACAGAGAGCGCUACGAAAAAAUGCAGCAGAUCAAAGACAAGGAGGUGGCCCAGCUGAAAGAAAAUGUAUAUAACCUCAGAGAGGAAAAUAAGCAGCUAAGGAAAGCCCACCAUGACAUUCACAUGCAACUGCAGGAUGCUCAGGUGAGGCAUCAAGACCUGAAGACAUCACACGAUCAGAUCGCACUGACACUAGAAGAUCACAAGAAUGCGCUAGCGGCAGCUCAGAUGCAAGUGAAUGAAUACAAAGAGAUGAAGGAAUCCCUGAACAAGGCACAAAACUUGAGACAGCCUGAGCAAAACACUGUGCUCCAGCAACCAGAUCCCAAGUCACAGCAGGCAAAUAAGGAGAUUCCUGUCCUCAAAGAGGAUCGCCAGGAGACUGAGUCCAGGUUGGACCAGCAAGCAGAGGAGGAGGCCCACGCUCAGUCCAAGGUCCAGUCUCACCCUACAGUGUCGCAGCACACUUUGUCAGAGAAGGAGGAGGAUGGAGAUGCAGAGAGGAAGAGGGAGCUGGCUGAGGAGGAGAUGGCCCAAGCAGGACAGCCUCAAAAGCUAGAGGAGGAGGACCCGGAUCAGCAGCUGGAGGAGCAACGGGAAGAAGAGGAAGGAGAGUCAGAACUGGACCAGCCAGAUGAGAAUGCGUUGGACAGCCAGCGACAUCAGCUGCAACAUAAGGAAGUCCAGCCACAGCAAGAGGCGCAUGAUCAGAUGGAGGGCGCCAAGUCCGCUUACGAGCAGCAGAAGGAGCAGCAGCGCCUGGAGGCUCGGAAGGCUGAAGAGCGCCGGGUGAUCCAGAUGCGACAGGAUUCCCUGCAGUCCCAGAGAGUGAAGCUUCUGAGGGAGAGGGAGGCCAAGCUGAAGGAAGAGCAGGAGAGGGAGAAGCAGCAGCAUCAGGAGGCAGACCGACGGGAGCAGCUGCUAAGAGAGGAGCACCAAAGGAAGAAGGUUGAGUAUGAAAACAUGGACCAUAAUAUAGAUCAACAAAAACAAGAGCAUCACAAUGACAAUGAAGAUGAGAAACAUUCUCUCUUGUUACACGAGGACAUGAAGGUGCCUCAACAUCAGCAGGGUGCCAUCGGUGGUGGCGAGCUGGACCCUGAGGAUGACCCCAACAACCAGGGAGAGGACGAGUUCGAAGAAGCAGAAGAAGACCAGUCACAUCACCGGGUUACUGAGGAUGAAGAGGUGGUGGAGGAGGAAGAAGAGGAGGAGGUGGCAGCGCACGCUCAGCACGUAGACUCACACCAAGGCCCCGAGCAUCCUGCUGUGGAGGACGAGUUGGUGAUUGCUGGAAACCCGGAUCAACAGGAAGACAAUCUAGAUGACCAGUACCAAGAGGAAGCUGAGGAGGAGGCUCAGGAGGACAUUGCUGGGGGGGAGAAGAAGGGAGAGGACCAAGUUGAGGAGGAUGGAGAGGACACAUACAAUGAGGAGAACAUGGAACAGGGACCACACAAGGAGGAGGCUCACGGCAAAGACAUAGAGGAAGAGAAUUAUGAGGAAGAGGAUGCUGAGGAAGAGGGACCCGGUCGAGAGAAGGGAACCAUUCAACGGGCAGAAAUGUAAGACGGAAAUAAACACUGAGAGGUUCUUCUUCCUCGUUCCUAAAAAGGAAGCCAACAGCCAUCCAGUCAAGACUCCAAGAAGGACGAUUGGGAUAGGACGUCCGGAGAUGGAGAAGGCUUGUGGCAGAACUGAUCCGCUUUCACUGUGCAAUUGGACAGAAUGUGGAGAUGGUUUUAUAUGCUGUACGUUGUUGUUGUUUUCAUAUUCACAGCAUCUGUUUUAAAUGCACACCUGCAUAGAAUGUACUUUCAUCAAGAUGACCAUGUCAAGGAAGAAAAGAUAAAUUAGUAUUCUUUGGAUAAAAAAGGCAACAGUUAAAUGUACAUCUGGGAUUCCAAUCAAUCAAGUGCUUGUUUUUUUUUUUAUUUAUUGUUGAUUGAUUGUGACACCUUUGACAAUCAAACAAGGUGCAACUCAUGACUGAGUUUGUCAUGCCGACGUGUGCCUUUCUAUUCCUAUGGGUCUUCUAAGUCAUUUUGCAGUUCUGACUCCAUAAUAUAGAAAAAAAGAGAGGUCAUCGUUAGCAUGUGAACUAGCAAAUUCUGCUUUAUGCAAUGUUAACUAGUCAAUGAUUUCAACAAAUUCAUGCAAUUUUUAUUACAAUCUACAGUAAAAUAUGUGCUAUUUGUAUAUUUUUCAACUGUAUUUGAAACAAAAGUGUGGUUUUAAUGAAUCAUGUUUUGUCAACUUAAUCUUGUAUGUGGAAUAAAGAAGAUUUCAGUUGUGUAUAA